This is a messenger RNA of Alternaria arborescens, 2241 nucleotides long. RefSeq lists its product as hypothetical. Gene Ontology annotation, cellular component: mitochondrion; mitochondrial envelope. NCBI's taxonomy places the organism in Eukaryota, Fungi, Ascomycota, Dothideomycetes, Pleosporales, Pleosporaceae. The record is from RefSeq and is a predicted model, not a curated record. The transcript has 2 exons. Gene Ontology annotation, biological process: mitochondrial RNA 5'-end processing. Bases 1 to 2241 code for a protein of 746 amino acids.
AUGCUGCGACGCCAGCUGUCGCCAGCCUCGCUAUGGCAUAGGACUCCCGUUUGCCUGUUCUGCGCUGCCCGCAGCCAGACUCGACUGCCACAACGCCAAUCCAUCCGGCACAAAUCUGAACGCGCAGUCCCGAUCAGGAAGCAUGCUGUCAAAGACAAGAAGAAAUCGGGAGUGAAACUGGGGGAGGAGGAUGAGGACGAGAGUGAAGGACCACGAUCUAUCAAACGGGUGAUGCUUGGUGACAAGAAAAAGAGGGACAAAGGAAAAAAUGAAGAACGAGAGGCGAUUGCUAUCAGCACCUUGUACCCUUCCGACCUCAAAUUUGAGGCUGUCGAAGUCGACAAACCACCCGUCCCCAUGUUGUCAUAUGGCCUCGAUCGUGUUCUGUUCAACCCUGGUGUAUAUCGUCUGCAGGACCCACGAACCCAAGUGUAUAAUUUCGAUCCAUACCUCGAGAAAAUCAUGCCGGCGAAUGAGUUCGACUUCGAUGCCUUGAGCGAAUACAAGACUUCGUCCAAGGACGAGGAUUUACUGGCUUUGACAAGGCGGAUUGGCACAAAGUUCACUGGCUCUACAUCGAGUAUGUCGAGUAUGCUCCAGCACUUUCAUUACAUCUUAUCCAACUUCCGAAAACUCAAUCAUGGCAUGCUCUCACGCCAGUUUCCCGAACCUUCUUCCAAGUUUUCCAGGAUCACGCUUGGUCCCAGUGCCGUCUUCCUCCGGUACAAGGAUGGUACUUAUGCGAUAGACGCCGACAAAUCCUACGAUAGCCCCAAUAUCAUGAGCUGGUUGGGUCACUCAUUGGAAAAGCUCCUCACAACUGAGCGCAGCGAAUUUGAGAAAUUCCGAAGGUCAAGUCCGGAGAAGGCGCCUGCAGAAGAGAACGCUAGUCGUUGCUACCAUUACUCGAAACAAGGUAACAUUAUGAUGCGCUCGCAGUUAGACGCCGUUGACCCACGACUACCCGGAACUGGAGUGUUUGACCUGAAGACGCGAGCUGUUGUUUCGAUUCGGAUGAACCACAAGCAUUACGAAGAGGGUUCUGGCUACCAGCUUCGUCACAGUCUAGGCGAGUGGGAGUCGUUCGAGCGUGAAUUCUACGACAUGACGCGUGCAACCAUGUUGAAAUACUCUCUACAAGUCCGCAUGGGGCGCAUGGACGGCAUCUUCAUCGCCUACCACAACAUCGAGCGUAUCUUCGGCUUCCAAUAUCUAAGUCUUUCAGAUAUGGACGCUGUCUUACACGGCCAACAUGACACAAUUCUUGGAGACCAGGAGUUCAAACUUUCCUUGAACCUCGUUGAUGAGCUUCUUGUCAAAGCCACCGAACAGUUUCCCAAUACAUCUAUCCGAUUACACUUCGAGGCUCGCGAAGGCAAGACACCCUUUAUGUAUAUCUUCGCCGAACCCGUCACCGAAGAGCAAGCAGACGAGAUUCAGAGUGCUGGAGAGGCCGCUCAGAAAGAGUUUGCACAAAACGUCGUUGGUGUAGGGAAAGGUGAUGCCGAGACUCAAGCAGCUUGGCAAGAAGCGCAAGACGACGUCGAUGAACAAGUCGAUGCUGAAAAGACUUCUGAAGAGGUUGAAGCGCAAGAAGACGAGCAUUCAUCUACAGUCGAAGACGUUGAACAAGACAUUGUUGAAGAGACUGCUGAAGCUGCUGAAGAAGCUACUGAAGACUCAGAUGAUGUCGCCGAAGAUAUGUUGGAGAACCCAGCAGCCCCUCAAGGCCCCUUGAUGGGUUGGACAUUGACUGCCCGCAGUCUGGUCAAUGGAGGCUAUGUCGACCGACCAGAGCAAAUCACUGAAUUCGAUGACUGGAAGAUAGAAUAUCAUGUCAAAGAGAUACCUGAAGAGAAACGAUGGAAGCUGUACAAGUCGCUCCAAGCGCGAAGGCAUUCACUCAUUGGACAAGACGAAGAGGCCGUUGAUAGGGGCCUUAAGCAUUACCGCGAUUUAAUACAGCGCUACAGCAACCGCGGACGCGCGUGGAGGGAGGAGCAGGACAGGAUCAACGCCACAAAGGGCGUACAGCUCUUCCGACCACUUGGCCCUGGCUCAGAUGCUGUCGCGUCGCAACAUGAUAUUGUGCAGGGGAACGAACUUUCUGACAAUCCCGACGUUGUCGAUGAUCAGGCGCGAGAGGAGGAGCCUUAUAGCGAGGAAUCGACACCGGAGGAAUCACUCUCGAAGGAGAAAAAGGAAGAGGUGUUGGACGGCAUGCCCUCUGUACCGUCAUAG